Messenger RNA from Phragmites australis (common reed), 2122 nucleotides. RefSeq names its product probable polygalacturonase. Gene Ontology annotation, molecular function: polygalacturonase activity. Gene Ontology annotation, biological process: carbohydrate metabolic process. The transcript has 5 exons. The record is from RefSeq and is a predicted model, not a curated record. NCBI's taxonomy places the organism in Eukaryota, Viridiplantae, Streptophyta, Magnoliopsida, Poales, Poaceae. Bases 298 to 1869 code for a protein of 523 amino acids.
GGCAGCUCGGUCAUUCCGCCGCCGGUUGUGGUUCCGCCCCAACUCAACUCCCACGGCCGCCGCGCGAUCGAGCAGCCGAGCACUCAUCGCUGGCCGCCGCGCGCACCCAGCCACCGGUCACCUCACCUCCCGCCCUUUUUAAAACUGCACCCGAGCCCGCGUGACGAGCUGCCUAAUCCGUCGCCUCCGUCGGCGCGCGCCUCCCUCUCUCCCUUCCUCUCCCCAUGGGCCUGUGUGCCCCAGCCUGGACCACCCCACCCACCGGUCGGUAGAUCCCGCCGGUCGCCACCAGAUCCGAUGAUGGAGACCACCGCCGUCUCCUCCCCCCGCGCCGCGGCGGUGGCGGUAGCCGCGGCAGCCACCGGGGCGGCCGCGGCGGUCGUCUCGUCCCCGCGGCGGGGAGGACCGUCGCACCACCACCGGCGGUGGGUGCCGGCGGCGGUCGCGCCCUCGUACAGGGCGUGCCUUGUGGUGCUAUGGGUGGUGGGGUUCAUGCUGGUCUUCCUGUGGCAGAGCACCUCCGUGGGCCGGGUGAGGCUCUACACGCGGCCGCCGAUGCCGAAGCGCGCGCCAUCCGGGGCGGCGGCGAUGGGGCAGUGGGUGGCCUCCCCGCCCGUGUACGAUCUGAGGGAGUUCGGGGCAGUUGGGGAUGGGAGAACGGUGAACACGGCGGCGUUCGAGGCGGCGGUCGCGGCGAUCGCGGAUAGGGGCGGCGGGAGGCUCACCGUGCCCGCCGGGCGGUGGUUCACUGCGCCGUUCAACCUCACCAGCCAAAUGACGCUCUUCCUUGCAGCCGGAGCUGAGAUACUGGGGAUCCAGGAUGAAAGAUACUGGCCAUUAAUGCCUCCAUUACCAUCAUAUGGGUAUGGAAGAGAGCACAAGGGACCUCGAUACGGGAGCCUUAUACAUGGCCAAGACCUGAAGGAUGUGACUAUAACAGGUCACAAUGGUACCAUAAAUGGACAAGGUCAAAGUUGGUGGAUAAAAUUUCGUAGGAAAGUUCUUAACCACACAAGAGGUCCUCUUGUGCAGCUCAUGCGGUCAAGUAACAUUAUCAUUUCCAAUAUCACUCUGCGUGAUUCUCCCUUCUGGACUCUUCAUGCAUAUGACUGCAAGAAUGUUACUAUCUCAGAAACCACCAUCUUGGCUCCCAUUGCUGGAGCUCCAAAUACUGAUGGGAUAGAUCCAGAUUCUUGUGAAAACGUGGUGAUAAAAAAUUGCUAUAUUUCUGUUGGUGAUGAUGGGAUAGCUAUAAAGAGUGGUUGGGAUCAAUAUGGAAUUGCUUAUGGGCGUCCAUCUUCUAACAUUACUAUUCAGAAUGUUGUAAUUCGCUCUAUGGUCAGUGCUGGUGUAUCUAUAGGAAGUGAGAUGUCUGGUGGUGUUUCAAACAUUUUGGUAGAGAACGUUCACAUUUGGGAUUCCCGGCGAGGUGUGAGGAUAAAGACCGCCCCUGGAAGAGGGGCCUAUGUAAGCAACAUCUCGUACCGGAACAUAACCUUAGAAAAUGUACGUGUCGGUAUCGUGAUAAAGACAGACUAUAAUGAGCACCCUGAUGAAGGCUUCGAUCCGAAGGCUGUUCCAUUCAUUGGGAACAUUUCUUACACGUCAAUCCACGGCCAGGGCGUGCGCGUACCAGUCAGGAUACAGGGAAGCGCGGAGAUACCUGUGAAGAAUGUUACCUUCCAUGGCAUGUCAGUUGGUAUAGUAGACAGGAAGCACCAUGUUUUCCAGUGCUCCUUCGUCCAGGGGCAGGUUAUUGGCUAUGUUUUCCCUGUACCUUGCAAGAACCUGGACCUGUACAACGAGCGGCGUGAGCUGGUUAAGCAAUCGACGUUACAUAACGUCUCUGAUAUCGACUACAGUUUUUGACAAGGCAGUUCGUCCCACUGUACUAUUGCUGUAGGGGUAUUCACAGCUCAUUUAGUCCUUUCAACACAUUUAGAAGCUAUUUUUUUCGUAGCUUUUUACACCGUUCCCCUCACAGGCAUGUAUUUAAGGAGGUUCGGCUUGUCUAUACUACUGUCUCGUAGAAAGACACCAGGAUUAUUCUCUUUUCACUUUUCAGCUCUGUAUUAUCACAAACUAACUCAGUUCUACAGUUACUGUACACCUUUUACAGCAA